Diatraea saccharalis (sugarcane borer) is the source of this 2328-nucleotide messenger RNA. Lineage: Eukaryota; Metazoa; Arthropoda; Insecta; Lepidoptera; Crambidae. The record is from the annotation of a GenBank genome assembly.
ACUUUAGUUAAUAUCGUCUUGUUGAACGCACGUCCCUAUCAACUUAUUUUCAAUUAAUAAUAUUGAAUGAAAGAACAUAGUGUCUUCGUUGGAAACAGUGGAAAAACGAGAACAGUAAUUAACUGUUGGAGGUAAGGCACCCGUAAAACACGUUAGGAAAAGUGUCUAUCAAGGGAAAAACUCAGUUCGAGAAUGGAAUCACAUGAGAAGAACAACAAGGUCAACGGUGACACCUCUGACCUUGGUAAUAUGACAUAUGAAAUGAAAGGAACUGAUUCAAAAGUUGAACCUCCGCGACUAAAAGACCUCGACGACCUAUUCCCUUACGUCGGCCAGUUUGGAUGGUAUCAACGGAUCUUGUUCCUGCUGAUGAUACCCUACUCGUUCUUCUUCGCGUUCGUGUAUUUUGCCCAGAUCUUUAUGGUCGUUGUGCCUUCUGAACAUUGGUGUUACGUACCAGAACUGGCUAAUCUGACUGUCGAGGAGAGGCGACAUCUAUCCAUACCGUUAACAACCAAUGGUUACGACAAAUGCACCGUAUACGAUGUCGAUUGGAAUAAAGUAUUACAAAAUGGUGCUGUUGACCCGGAUGCAAAAUGGCCAAUUAAGAAAUGCGAUAGCAAGUGGGAAUUCAAUUUUACGGAUGUACCAUACGAAACGAUUGCUACACAAUUGGGCUGGGUAUGCGAUAGAGACAACUAUCCAGCGACAGCACAAUCGAUCUUCUUCUGUGGAGCUAUCAUUGGCGGACUGUUCUUUGGAUGGGUCGCAGACAAAUACGGAAGGGUUCCGGCAAUUGUUGGUACCAAUAUGGCUGGUUUCUUCGCUGGCGUCGGCACAGCUUUCACCAACAGUUUCUGGUCUUUUUGCCUGUGCAGAUUCUUAGUGGGCUUAGCGUAUGACAACUGCUUUGUCAUCAUGUACAUUCUUGUGCUGGAGUAUGUGGGACCGAAAUGGCGUACAUUUGUAGCUAACAUGUCUAUCGCUGUAUACUUCACGUUUGCUGCUUGCAUCCUCCCCUGGAUAGCACUCGGAGUUUCGGACUGGAGAUAUUACACACUAAUCACAAGUGUACCGCUGGUGCUGUCAAUCUUGACUCCCUGGGUUGUACCUGAGAGUGCUAGAUGGCUGAUCUCCCAAGGGCGAAUAGAUGAAGCCAUGAAGAUCUUAUUGAAGCUUGAAAGAAUUAAUAGAAAGAAAAUUCCAGAUGCUAUUUAUAAGGAAUUUAAAGACACCGCUAUUCAUAUGGCGAAAGAGGACGCAGAAACCAAGAACUACACAGUAGCAGACCUUUUCAAAACACCUAGAUUGAGACGUAAUAGUAUUCUCCUGCUGUUCAUAUGGACCUCCAUAGCGAUGGUCUUCGAUGGGCACGUCAGGAAUGUCGGUUCUCUGGGCUUGGACAUGUUCAUCACUUUCACCAUAGCAACAGCUACCGAGUUUCCAGCUGAUAUUCUGCUUAUUCUUCUGUUGGAUAGAGUAGGGCGCCGUUGGUUAGCAUUCAGUUCGAUGGCGUUCAGUGGAGUAUUCAGUUUUUUGGCUACGACUGUUCCUAUUGGCUUACAAUCGGCAUCACUGGCUAUAAUCGGCCGCUUCGCUGUAAACAUAUCCUACAACAUAGGCAUGCAGUACGCCGCUGAGAUAUUGCCGACGGUAGUCAGAGCUCAAGGCUUGGCCCUCAUACAUAUGACUGGAUACGUGGCCACCAUACUUGUUCCAUACAUCGUUUAUUUGGCGACAAUAGCAACGGAAAUACCCCUGCUCAUUCUCGGCGCCCUCGGCAUUUUUGGCGGUGGUCUAUGUUUAUUCCUGCCGGAGUCUAUGGGUAAACCAAUGCCACAGACUAUACUGGAUGGGGAAGAUUUUGGAAAGGGGCAGAGAUUCUGGGAUAUACCUUGCUACACGAGGAAGAAGAAUUCUGAUGAAGAAAGUUAACUACCGAGCCGAAAACAACAUCAAAACAUCCUUAAAAGUCAAUCGACUCAAUAGAUUUUUAUUUCUUCGUUUCAUAUCCAGUGUUUUCUCAACUCUCCGGGGGUUUAAAACCCUAGGGAAUUAAGUACGAGCAUAAUUCAAAGGCCGCCUGACUUUUUGAAAUUUAAACUUUUAUAUAAAAAUAUACUUUAAUUAUCAAAUCCUAUGAAUAAUCUAGUACUUUUUUCAACAACCGGUGAUAUUUGGUUGGUACUGCUAUGGAGUUGUAAUUUAACUGACGCACAUUCGGUGAUACGACUCUGCGGAACCCAGGAGUCUGCGGACCACUAAUUGAGAAACAAUGUUCUAACCAAUUUACGUUAAAGAUGUUUAAAAAAAUAAAUUCUUGAUAAU